UUGAAAUCUCAAAACUAGAGGAUUCUCAGAGAAAGAAGAAGAAGCAAAGGAAAUGUCAGAUUUUCUCCCACUCGAACUUGUGUCUGAAAUCCUCGUAAGACUCCCUGUGAAGCCACUGGUGAGGUUCAGGUGCGUUUGCAAGGACUGGUUUUCCCUAAUCUCGAGCAACGACUUCAUCAACACCCACAUCAACGGAGCUCUUGAUGGAUUACUUUGUCUUGACCCGUUCGAUGAACGAGAGAAAGAACAGUCUUUUUCUAUAUGGAUCAUGAAAGGGUAUGGCGCUGGAGAAUCUUGGACUAAGCUUUUCGACAUUCAUAUCAGUGAAGGAUUAAGGAGGGUGGUAGCCUUCAGGAAAAGCUGUGAAGUUCUUGUUACUGACAGAAAUGGGGAUCUUCUUUCGUACGUACCGGAAAAUAUCAAACUAGUAACUCAGCUGGGAUUUCGUCAAUUUUCUUCCUCGGGACCUAAACACUUGGAGAGCUUGUUUUUGUGGGAUAAAUACUUGGAGAUCCUAAAUGCAAAAAAUGGAGUCUCGGGAGGGCUGGCAAACACUUCUGAUUCAAAUGCAACAAAAGGUUAAUGAGAGUGAUGAGUCUGAAGACUAUUUGGACAGAUGGGUGCUAUAAUGGAGUAUUCUCAUGACUAUUUGGACAAUUGUGUAUAUGGGUUUUUGGGCAAUACUGAGUAAAUGUUUGGGGUGCUUGGACAGACUUUUGUUUUUUCCUAGAAAAUCAAGCUUUUGUAGUUAAUCGCUUGUUAUCUAACAUAUUCUAUAUGGUUAUGUUUCCAGAACAUUAUGUAGCUUAUAAUUAUAUUUAGUAAUAUGGAGGUAGUUUCAAGCA
Molecule: messenger RNA, 845 nt
Organism: Corylus avellana
Lineage: Eukaryota; Viridiplantae; Streptophyta; Magnoliopsida; Fagales; Betulaceae
Source: RefSeq, a predicted model, not a curated record